AUACCGUAACUCUACUAUACUAUACUCUACUCUACUCUACUCUACUCUACUCUACUCUACUCUACUCAAUCUAUCUCUUUCUCUCUCUAAAAUCUCACACUUUGUAGAGAGAGAAACUUCCGACACCGACGACAUUUUCCGGCAGCCUCAUCCUACUUUAUUGCAAUGUUGGAAGCAAAAUUGGGACUUGGGAAAAUGAGGCCACCAUUACAGGGAAUUGCAAAUGAUCUGAAUGGGAGAUUGGCAUGUUACAAGCAAGAUUGGAUUGGUGGUAUUCGAUCUGGUUUCGGAAUACUGGCCCCAACCACAUUCAUCUUCUUUGCUUCUGCUCUUCCUGUUAUAGCCUUUGGGGAGCAACUCAGCAGAGAUACAGAUGGAAGCUUGAGCACAGUUGAGACUUUAGCUUCAACAGCAAUAUGUGGGAUCAUACAAUCAAUUAUUGGUGGGCAGCCUCUUUUGAUUGUAGGGGUUGCAGAACCAACUGUGAUUAUGUACUCUUACCUAUACAAAUUCGCUCAAGGGCGGCCCGAUUUGGGAAAAGAACUUUACCUAGCUUGGGCAGGAUGGGUUUGUGUAUGGACUGCCCUCAUGUUGAUUCUUCUUUCGAUAUUCAAUGUUGCCGCAAUCAUUAAUCGAUUCACAAGGGUUGCUGGGGAGUUAUUUGGCAUGUUGAUUACUGUUCUUUUCAUCCAAGAAGCUAUCAAGGGAGCUGUAAGUGAGUUUGGAAUCCCCAAAGCCGAGGAUCUUCGUGAACUGAAGUUCCAAUUCCAGUGGCGUUAUGUAAAUGGAUUGUUAGGGGUCAUAUUUACAUUUGGUCUAAUUACAACGGCCUUAAAGAGCCGUAGGGCUAGAUCAUGGCACUAUGGUACAGGCCGUAUCAGGAACCUUAUUGCAGAUUACGGGGUUCCUUUAAUGGUUGUGGUUUGGACUGCUAUAUCAUUUAGCGUUCCUAAAGGCGUUCCAGAAGGAGUACCUCGAAGACUUUUUAGUCCUCUUCCUUGGCAAUCUGAAUCCUUGUACCAUUGGACUGUUAUCAAGGAUAUGGUCAAGGUGCCUAUUGUAUAUGUUUUUGCUGCAAUAGUCCCUGCUUUAAUGGUGGCGGGACUCUAUUUUUUCGACCACAGUGUUGCUUCACAACUUGCACAGCAAAAGGAAUUCAAUCUGAGAAAGCCUUCUGCUUACCACUAUGACAUCUUGGUGCUUGGUUUUAUGACAUUGCUCUGUGGCCUAAUUGGUCUUCCUCCAUCAAACGGCGUCCUUCCACAAUCUCCAAUGCAUACAAAGAGCCUUGCUACCCUGAAGAAGCAUCUUAUAGGGAAGAAGAUGGUAGAAUCUGCAAAAGAAAAUAUGAAGAAACGCGCUAGCAGCACUGAAAUCUAUGGUCAGAUGCAAGAUAUUUUCAUUGAAAUGGAUGAAAACGCUGAUCCCCAUCAAGUUGCCAAAGAGCUUGAAGAACUGAAACAAGCAGUGAUAAAGGGAGACAACAAAGAAGGAAAAGACAACAAUACUUUCAGACUUGAUCACAUUGAUGCUUAUUUGCCUGUUAGAGUCAACGAGCAAAGAGUUAGUAACCUCUUACAAUCGAUCCUUGUAGCAGGCGCUGUGUUUGCUAUGCCCGUGAUCAAGUUGAUACCCACCUCUGUUCUUUGGGGAUACUUUGCGUAUAUGGCCAUUGAUAGUCUCCCAGGGAACCAGUUCUGGGAAAGAAUCCUCCUUCUUUUCAUCACUCCAUCUAGAAGAUACAAGGUUCUGGAUCAAGCACAUGCAUCAUAUGUUGAAUCAGUGCCCUUCAAAAACAUUGCUGCUUUCACUCUAUUCCAGUUUGUAUACUUGUUGAUCUGCUUUGGGAUUACUUGGAUACCGAUUGCUGGGAUUCUUUUCCCGUUGCCAUUUUUCAUUCUCAUAAGCAUACGGCAACAUAUUCUCCCGAAAAUGUUCCAUCCAAUUCAUCUGCAAGAACUUGAUGCUGCUGAGUAUGAGGAGAUUGUUGCUGCACCAAGACGUGCUCUUAGCUUGUCUUUCAAGAGGGAAACUCCUGAAGACGAACCAGUGGGAGAUGAUGGUGAGAUACUUGAUGAACUUACAACCAGCAGAGGAGAGUUCAAGAUCAGAACCUUGAGCUUUAAAAAUCCACAGGUUCACCCGUAAAAGAUUGUUCCUCCACAGACCACAGUGAAGUACUAAUACUUUAGUAUGAGCAACCAGGAUUCUGAAAGAGCAUAUUGCAUCAUAGAAGAAGGAGAGGGACUGACUUUGCAUAAGGAAGUUGAAAUCUUAGAAGAAACUGAAGAAUUAUACGAACAUUUCAUUCUUUGUAGAAAGGCAGUUAAAACUCUGUGCUAGGACUAAUUAGGAAGGUGUUACCACAUCAUUUUUUCUUAGACAUUUUACUUCCUAAGUUGUAUAGGAAUAGCCAAUGACAUCUUAGUGAAUUUGUUAAUAGGAAAAUUUGGUAAUAUUAAUCCAACCUUUGACCGAUUUUCUUUUAUUAAGCCCACCUACGACAUAUUUUUUAAUAAUCCCACCUUUAUUACCCAACAACUUUUAUUGGGCCCAACAGGUCAUAAAACUGUUGUAAGCGGCAUUAUUUCUCUACAUGGCAGUACUCUCUCUCGAUAUAUUCAGUCAUCAUCAUCAAUUCAUCACCAUCUCGUUGACUUUUUCACCGAUUACCGGCCACUUAAGCCCAAUAAAAGUCGUCGGGUAGUAAAGGUGGGAUUAUUAAAAAAUAUGUCGUAGGUGGGAUUAAUAAAAGAAAAUCGGCCAAAGGUUGGAUUAAUAUUACCAAAUUUUCCUUGUUAAUAUUGAGGUUAUAGGUAUAUUAGCUCCUUAAAUUUUACAUGUAUAACCACCCCCGGAACAUAAAUCUCAAACUUUUUCUCUCAA
Spinacia oleracea (spinach) is the source of this 2886-nucleotide messenger RNA. RefSeq names its product boron transporter 4. The coding region runs from base 166 to 2148 and encodes 660 amino acids. The record is from RefSeq and is a predicted model, not a curated record. Gene Ontology annotation, cellular component: plasma membrane. Lineage: Eukaryota; Viridiplantae; Streptophyta; Magnoliopsida; Caryophyllales; Amaranthaceae. Gene Ontology annotation, biological process: monoatomic ion homeostasis; transmembrane transport; monoatomic anion transport. Gene Ontology annotation, molecular function: solute:inorganic anion antiporter activity. The transcript has 13 exons.